Molecule: messenger RNA, 861 nt
Organism: Ostreobium quekettii
Lineage: Eukaryota; Viridiplantae; Chlorophyta; Ulvophyceae; Bryopsidales; Ostreobiaceae
Source: the annotation of a GenBank genome assembly
AUGGCUUUUAAAUCCCAACUUGGCAUUCCCCUCAUCAUCUUUGCCUUUGUUGUACCGACCAUGGCGCACCCAACUGAUGGUGCGGGGGUUGCCCCCUUGACAGGCCUCAAGCAGCCUGGCAUCAUAGGUGAAGGGCAGUUCCUCAGUGCAGUGUCCGAUGACAGGGACAGCAAAUGGGCAGAGAGGCCAAAGCGGCGUUUCCCAUACGUUGCCACCAUUACCAACACAAAUGGGUCAGGGGAUUGUGCCGGAAGUUUCUUUGAAAACCGGUCUGUGGUGACAACGGCCAGUUGCCUUCAAGCUGUGGGAUCCACGCCUGUGGUUCACCUCAUCAUGGAGGGCGAAGGCAGUGGCAAUAGAGCAAUUUCUGAUGGGCAGGGACUGAAAGUUGCAGACAUCGCAACACACCCCAGAUGGAGGGGGAGCAUUGAUGCUGGAUUUGACGUUGCGGUGCUGACUCUGCCAGAAGAGAUCAACAUCGAGCUGCCGGUGCUUGCUUGUGACACAUCCAAGAACGAUGACCAGCCUAUGCUUGUUGGGCUCUCCCCCACGGCGACGGCGGUCGAGACUUCGCCACUUCUCACUGUGACAGACGGUGAUUUCUGCAGCAGUGCUGGCGGCAUGUCUUUUUUUAUGCAUCCGGGAGGGAAAAGCGCAACCCCAGGCUCGCCCAUCAUCGCUCCGGACGUGCCGCCACGUGUCGGCCAGCACCCCAUGGGCAGCGUUGAGACAGGGUGGCCCAGGCUGGAUGCUAUCACAGAGGUGUGCUCUUGGGCCAACGUGUCCACUGAGAGCGGCACUGCAGUCAGGUGCACCAACAUCGCUGACAUCUGCGACUGGCUCAAGGAGCAAGUGCCAUGA